Molecule: messenger RNA, 885 nt
Organism: Brettanomyces nanus
Lineage: Eukaryota; Fungi; Ascomycota; Pichiomycetes; Pichiales; Pichiaceae
Exons: 1
Coding region: 1-885 (294 amino acids)
Biological process (GO): tetrahydrofolate interconversion
Cellular component (GO): cytosol
Molecular function (GO): methenyltetrahydrofolate cyclohydrolase activity; methylenetetrahydrofolate dehydrogenase (NADP+) activity
Source: RefSeq, a predicted model, not a curated record
AUGACUCUCAUUAACGGUAAAGCCAUCAGCACGGAACUUCGUCAGAGUAUCAAAGAUGAAAUUUUUGAGAUCAAAAAGUCCCAUCCGGAUUUCCUUCCUAAAUUAGUCAUCGUUCAGGUUGGUGAGAGACCUGAUUCUUCCACUUAUGUGAGAAUGAAGUUGAAAUCAUGUAAAGAGGUUGGAAUUGAAGGUGAACUUCUUAAGUUUAACUCUGAAGUCGGUCAAGAUGAACUUGUUGAGAAACUUCAUCAAUUAAACGAUGAUACCUCCGUUCAUGGAAUACUUGUUCAACUACCUUUACCUGGACAUAUCGACGAAGAGUUGAUCACCAAUUCUGUCAAACAGUCCAAAGACGUUGAUGGGUUCUCUCAAUUGAAUAUGGCUGCCAUUUUCAAGCGCAGUGCUGUUCCUUUGCAGAUCCCUUGCACUCCAAAGGGUAUACUGUUCAUGUUGGACCAUGAAAAAGUUCAAAUUCAAGGUAGAACCGUCGUUGUCUGUGGUCGAUCCGACAUUGUUGGAGGUCCAAUGGCAAAAUUGUUGGAGAAAAGAGGUGCUACUGUCACUAUAAUCCACUCCAAAUCUACACCCGAACAGAAGCGUUUCUUCUUGUCUCAUGCUGACAUCAUCGUCAGCGCUGUAGGUAGAGUUAAUUUUGUUACUGCUGAUGAUGUGAGGCCUGGUGUCGUCAUCAUAGAUGUUGGUACUAAUUUUGUGCCUGAUUCCACAAAGAAGUCCGGCCAUAGAUUGGUGGGAGAUGUAGAUUUUGACUCCUGCAAAGAAAAGGCCUCUAAGAUUACCCCCGUUCCCGGCGGAGUUGGCCCUAUGACUGUGGUAAUGGUUCUACACAAUCUCAUCGAGGCAGCCAAAAGAGAAUACAGCUAUUAA